GCGCCUCCGGAGUCCGCCUGGCAGCGCGGUGCGCAGGCGCCGCAGGGGCUGCUCGCCGAAGCGGCCAUGGACGCCUUGGAGUCGUUGUUAGACGAGGUGGCCCUGGAGGGGCUGGACGGCCUGUGUCUGCCCGCGCUGUGGAGCCGUCUGGAGACGCGCGUGCCACCAUUCCCGCUGCCGUUGGAGCCCUGCACGCAGGAGUUUCUGUGGCAGGCCCUUGCCACGCACCCGGGAAUCAGCUUCUAUGAGGAGCCUCGGGAGCGACCCGACCUCCAGCUGCAGGAUCGGUAUGAAGAAAUUGACUUGGAAACUGGAAUCUUGGAGUCCCGGCGGGACCCUGUGCCACUGGAGGAUGUCUACCCCAUUCACAUGAUCCUGGAGAACAAAGAUGGCAUCCAGGGCUCGUGCCGCUACUUCAAGGAGAGGAAGAACAUCACCAACGACAUCAGGACCAAGGCUUUGCAGCCCCGCUGCACCAUGGUGGAAGCCUUUGACAGGUGGGGGAAGAAGCUGAUCAUCGUUGCCUCCCAGGCCAUGCGUUACCGGGCCCUGAUAGGCCAGGAGGGGGAUCCUGACCUGAAGCUCCCUGACUUCUCCUACUGCAUCCUGGAGCGCCUGGGCCGGUCCAGGUGGCAGGGGGAGCUGCAGCGUGACCUCCACAGCAGUGCUUUCAAGGUGGAUGCUGGGAAGCUGCACUAUCACAGGAAGAUCCUGAACAAGAACGGGCUCAUCACAAUGCAGUCCCACGUGAUCCGGCUGCCCACCGGGGCCCAGCAGCACUCCAUCCUGCUCCUGCUCAACCGCUUUCAUGUGGACAGGAGGAGCAAAUACGACAUCCUCAUGGAGAAGCUCUCUAUGGUGCUGAGUGCACGGAGUAACCGCAUCGAGACACUGGGCAGGCUGAGGGAGGAACUGGGACUGUGUGAAAGGACAUUCAAGCGCCUGUACCAGUACAUGCUGAACGCCGGACUCGCCAAGGUCGUGUCCCUUCGCUUGCAGGAGAUUCACCCUGAGUGUGGACCCUGUAAGACCAAGAAAGGGACUGACGUCAUGGUCCGGUGCCUCAAGCUGCUGAAGGAGUUUAAACGGAAGAUGGACGAUGACCAGGACGACGACGAGGAUGAGGAGGUCAUCUCCAAGGGCGUGCCUCCCGUGGAUAUCGUGUAUGAACGGGACAUGCUCACGCAGACCUACGAGCUCAUUGAGCGCAGAGGCACGAAAGGAAUCUCCCAGGCUGAGAUCCGUGUGGCCAUGAACGUGGGGAAACUGGAAGCGAGAAUGCUGUGUCGGCUCCUUCAAAGGUUCAAGGUUGUCAAGGGAUUCAUGGAGGACGAAGGCCGCCAACGGACCACCAAGUACAUCUCCUGCGUAUUCGCAGAGGAGAGCGACCUGAGCCGGCAGUAUGCCCGGGAGAAGGCCCGCAGUGAGCUCCUGGCCACCGUGAGCCUGGCCUCCAUGCACGAGGAGUCGCUCCCACCUGAGGGCGAAGACACCUUCCUCUCGGAGUCAGACAGCGAGGACGAGGGUGGCGGCAAACGGAAAGGCCGAGGGUCCCAGGGCGAUGCCAGGCCUUCCAGUAGCCUCGGGCUGGGGGCACAGCCUCAUCACUCCACUCCCACCAAGGCCAGCUGGAAAGUUGUCAACUUGAACCCACUCAAGCGGCACCCAUCUGCCUUUGAGGGCUCCACCUGCGGGAGUCGUGCCAGCGCUGACAGCCUCCUGGACACCAGCAGCUCCUCCGAGCCCAGCUUGGGCUCCCACCACAUGGAGGGCGACACUGGCGACAUAGCCUUGAUCGAGGAGGUCCGGCUGGAGAACCCUAAGGAGAGCGGCGGUUCCCAGAAGGGCGGGAAGCAUGGCACCGGCCAGGACAAGCCCCAUGAAACCUACCGGCUGCUGAAACGCAGGAAUCUGAUCAUAGAGGCUGUCACCAACCUGCGCCUCAUCGAGAGCUUGUUCACGAUUCAGAAGAUGAUCAUGGAUCAGGAGAAGCAGGAAGGCGUGUCUACCAAGUGCUGUAAGAAGUCCAUCGUCCGCCUGGUGCGGAACCUGUCUGAGGAAGGGCUGCUGCGGCUGUACCGGACCACGGUUAUUCACGAUGGGAUCAAGAAGAAGGUGGAUCUGGUUGUGCACCCGUCCAUGGACCAGAACGAUCCUCUGGUGAGAAGUGCCAUCGAGCAGGUCCGCUUUCGGAUCUCCAACUCAAGCACAGCAAAUAGGAUAAAAGUGCCCCAACCCCCACCACCCCCGGAGGAGGUGGAAGAGGAAACUCCAGUGGCAGAGGUGCCCAGCUCUUCGGCAGACUCCCAGCUGAGCAGUCCCAGUAAACUAGACGGACGGGUGAAGAAGACAGACGAAAAGAUGGGCAUAACCCAACUGAAGAACUACAACCCUGUGAUCGUGCCUGGACUCGGACGCUCUAUGGGGUUUCUGCCCAAGAUGCCACGCCUGCGCGUGGUCCACAUGUUCCUGUGGUACCUGAUCUAUGGACACCCUGCCAACAAGACAACACAUAAGCCUGGCGGGGAGAGAAGGUCGAGAAGGCAGGAGUCCAGCAGGAUAAGAUCCCAGGCUGCCACCUCUGGAAAACACUCAGAGGGCUCCUCGGCUGUCAGGGAGACGGUCACCUGGGAGGCCGAGGUGGAGCUGGCCACGGAGACCGUGUACGUGAACGAGGCCUCGUGGAUGCGCUACGUCCCACCUGUCCCGGUCCACAGGGACUUUGGCUUCGGCUGGGCGCUGGUCAGCGACAUUCUGCUCUGUCUACCCCUGUCCAUCUUCAUCCAAAUUGUACAAGUCAGCUACAAGGUGGACAUGCUUGAGGAGUUCCUGAAUGACCCGCUGAAGAAGCACAUGCUGAUCCGCUUCCUCCCGCGGGCGCUCCGGCAGCAGCUGCUGUACAAGAGGCGUUACAUUUUCUCAGUGGUGGAGAGCCUUCAGAGGCUGUGCUACAUGGGGCUGCUGCAGUUCGGACCCACAGAGAAGUUCCAAGAUAAAGAUCAGGUCUUCAUCUUCUUGAAGAAGAACGCGGUGAUAGUUGACACCACCAUCUGCGACCCACAUUACAACCUGGCCCACAGCAGCCGGCCCUUUGAGAGGCGUCACUACGUCAUGAACACAAUGCAGGACGUGGAGAACUACUGGUUUGAUCUGCAGUGCGUCUGCCUCAAUACCCCACUAGGGGUAGUCCGCUACCCACGUGCAAUGAAGACCGGCAGCUCGGAACAGGGCAGCGACGAGGAGGGCACCUUGCAGAAGGAGCAGGAGAGCGCCAUCGACAAGCACAACCUGGAGCGCAAGUGUGCCCUGAUGGAGUAUACCACGGGGAGCCGCGUGGUCAUGGAUAAAGGCGUGAUUCCCGGGGAUGGACUGGGGGCCGCUGGCCUCGAUUCCAGUUUCUAUGCUCACCUCAAGCGCAACUGGAUCUGGACCAGUUACAUCAUCAACAAAGCCAAAAAGGAGAACAGCACCUCCGAGAGCGGGCUCACCGUGAGGCUACAGACGUUUCUGACCAAGCGCCUCUUGCCACCAAGGGCCCCAGGGGACAACAAGUUGAAUAUCUGGGGAGAAGCGAAGAAAGGCACAAAGCUGUGUGCCGACCGGGAAGAGCAUUUUGAGGUCGACUGGGAGCCCACGCAGGACAGAAACUGGAGAGUGAAGGGUGGCAAGAGCCAGAAGAGGAAACGGCUGAAGAUGGACCCUGGAAAGAAAAGCAGCAAAGAAGAGCCCCCUGAGGAGAAGAGCAAACGGCUGCGCUACCACGACGAGGCCGAUCAGAGCGCCCUGCAGAGGAUGACACAACUGCGCGUCACCUGGUCCAUGCAGGAAGACCGGCUCAUCAUGCUGUGCCGCAUAGCCAGCAACAUCCUCAACACCAAGGUGAACGGCCUGUUUGUCCCAUGGCAAGUUGUUCGUGACAUUCUGCACACUACCUUCGAAGAAUCCUUGGAUAAGACGUCUCACUCAGUUGGACGAAGAGCUCGCUAUAUUGUCAAAAAUCCACAAACCUAUCUGAACUACAGGGUUUGCCUCGCUGAAGUGUACCAGGAUAAAGCCCUUGUUGGAGAUUUCAUGAAUCGCAAGUGUGAUUAUGAAGACCCAAAGGUUUGUGCCACUGAGUUUAAGGAAUUUGUGGAGAAGCUAAAAGAGAAAUUCAGUUCCAACCUGAAGAACCCUGGCCUUGAGAUCCCAGACACACUGCAAGAGCUGUUUGCCAGGUACCGGGUUUUGGCCAUCGGUGAUGAGAGAGACCCAAGCCGGAAAGAGGACCAACUAAACAGCGUGGACGACAUCCACUUCCUGGUGCUGCAGAACUUGAUCCAGAGCACGCUGGCCCUCUCGGACAGCCAGAUGAAGUCCUGCCAGUCAUUUCAGACCUUCCGCCUCUACCAGGAGUACAAGGACCAGAUCCUUGUGAAGGCCUUCCUGGAGUGCCAGAAGAAGAGCUUGGUCAACCGGCGCCGUGUCAACCACUCCCACGGUCCAAAGAAAAACCGGGCCUUGCCCUUCGUGCCCAUGUCCUACCAGCUGUCUCAGACCUACUACAGGAUUUUCACGUGGCGGUUCCCAGCCACCAUCUGCUCAGAGUCGUUCCAAUUCUUGGACAAGAUGCGGGCUGCCGGCAAGGUGGACCAGCCUGACACUUUCUCCUUCAAAGACCAGGAGAGCACCGACUCCCCCGGCGACAUGGUGCCCUUCUCUUUGGACUGUCCCGGAGGAUACUGCGUGGGCGCCCUGACGCUCUUCUCUCUGGGCCUCGUUUCUGUGGACGUCAAGAUCCCCGAGCAGAUCGUGGUGGUGGACAGCUCCAUGGUGGAGAACGAGGUCAUGAAGAGCCUGGGAAAGGAAGCAAGCUCUGAUAAGGACGGGGGCUUAGAUGAUGAUGAGGACGAAGAGGAAGACCUGGAUGAAGGUGUGGGGGUCAAGCGUCGGAACUUUGAGGUGAAAGCCCGCCAGGCCUCCCACACCAACUACCUGCUGAUGCGAGGCUACUACGCACCCGGCAUCGUCAACACCCGCAACCUCAGCCCCAACGACAGCAUCGUGGUUAACUCCUGCCAGGUGAAGUUCCGGCUGCGCUGCACCCCUGUCCCCACCUGUCUGGGGCCCCCCGCCACUUCUCUGGAAGAACUUUCCAUGGGGGGCUCCUGCCUCCCCAGCACAUUCACCAGGCUCAUAGAACCACAGGAAAACGCCUGCAGCCUGGAAGAGUUUGCCCACCAGGUGGAGCUGUCCGGGUAUACGCCUGCAGAUGUGGCUGCCGCCUUGGAAAUCUGGGGAGCCGUCGCAGCGGCUGGCUGUUUUGGGGUUGACCGGCAAGAGUUGGGCCGACGGUUCUCUGCCUUGGAGAAGAUAGCUGGGGAGCGCACCAGGAUAUUCCCGGACUACGUGCAGGACCUCUUGGAGCAAAACCAGGUGCUAGAAGUCGGCGGCAACACUGUCCGCCUGGUGACCUUGGCCUCUGCCAAGCCCUGGCUGCUGCACUCAGUGCGGCCCAAAGGCCAGGAAGGGGACAGCGACGUCCCAAGAGAAGACGCUCAACCAAGGCCCCUGGAAGGGACUUCCAGCAAGGACAGUGCGCCCAUCAAGGAGGUGCCACCUUCCCAGGGCCCCCAGGGCCACAAGAGGCGUGCCAGCUGGAGCACUGAAAGUGCUAACCAGCCCCCUGUGAAGAAGCUCGCCCUCCAGGAUGCAAACUUGACCCCCGAUCCCAGGCCUGGGACUGAAGAGAAGACAAAAACCCAGGCCCCGGCUCCUGAGGACAAAGGGAGCUCCGCGGCCAGCAGCCAUUCACAGGCAGCCCGGGAAAGGGAAUGUGAGCACGUCUGCUUCGUGGGCCGCCCGUGGCGCGUGGUGGACGGCCACCUGAACACGCCCGUGUGCAAGGGCAUGCUGGAGGCCCUGCUGUACCACAUCAUGAGCAAGCCGGGCAUCCCCGAGAGCUGCCUGAUGCAGCACUACCAAGGCGUCCUGCAGCCCGUGGCCGUGCUUGAGCUGCUGCAGGGUCUGGAGUUCCUGGGCUGCAUCCGGAAGCGCUUUUUGCGGAAGCCCCCUGCUGUGUCCCUGUUCUCCAAGCCCAAGGUGGGAGAGGAGGUAUUCCCGGGGCCCUCCAGCCUGAGUGAGCGCCCCACAGUCUUCUACGAGCCCACACUGGAAUGCACCUUCCGGCUGGGCUGCGUGUUCCCCCCCGAAGUCAACUGGAACAAGUGGCUCCAUCUGUAGGGCAUCUGCAGGUUCCUCAAACUCCCAGCCCAGACUGCCAGCCCCAGCAGGAGCUUGGAAGACCCCACUGGCGCCCAGGACAUGACUUCAUGCCAAGCUUCCCACCCCAAGCUCUGGGAGAGGGGCCUGCAUCCCACCUGCUCCCUGGGGUCCCACUCCAUCACAUCCCAGGUCUGCUGCUGUCCCAGCAGAGCCCAGGCACCCCUGAUCCCACUGCCGUCUGCCCCUCCUCGUCCCUGUGCCCCAUGGCCAUUGCUGCCCCCAGCAGAGUGGGUGCAGAUGAAGAGGCUGCGGGUCUUGUGGUGACGUGAGAACUGUGAGGUGUGGGCAGUUGGGGCCCCGGGCCUUGCCCCAGUGUGUCCAGCUGACAUUCCAAACUUUGUCCCCAUGGCAGCCUCUGCCUUGUGCCUCAAGAGCCACCCAGAGGUUGGGACUGAACCCCCAAGGAGGUCCUUGGGGUCCCCAGGCAGCUGUGCCCCGCUCCUGUGGGCACCCCUCCCUCCUGGCUGGUCACCCACACGAGGGAUUCCUGUGGGCUUGGUUUUACCCUUUCUGGCCUCUUUUCUCGUUCAAAAGAGUAGUCCUCCUUGCAUGUGUGUAUUUAUUUUAUAAUUAAAGUGAAGUACAUUGAACUUCA
This is a messenger RNA of Ochotona princeps (American pika), 6859 nucleotides long. It is a transcript of the gene GTF3C1, whose product is annotated as general transcription factor IIIC subunit 1. NCBI's taxonomy places the organism in Eukaryota, Metazoa, Chordata, Mammalia, Lagomorpha, Ochotonidae. The coding region runs from base 67 to 6222 and encodes 2051 amino acids. The transcript has 37 exons. Gene Ontology annotation, biological process: transcription initiation at RNA polymerase III promoter; 5S class rRNA transcription by RNA polymerase III. Gene Ontology annotation, cellular component: transcription factor TFIIIC complex. The record is from RefSeq and is a predicted model, not a curated record. Gene Ontology annotation, molecular function: DNA binding.